UUCUCCCACCCUCUCACCUUCUAUUGAUGAUUAAAAGAAGAUAAAAGUCGGACUGCCCAGCUCGCCGCAGACUCACCCACCAUCUGACAUCUGCGGGGUGGACAUCAUCCCAGACUGUGGCAGGAGCUGGCUGGCUGGAGAAUGAAUUGGAUUCUGUGUUUGAGCCUCACCCUCCUUCUGGUGGUGCAGACAGCCUGGGGUGCCUUGCACACCAAGGAGCCUCUAGCAGAUACCAAAUAUGGGACACUCCGAGGAAAGCAGAUACACGUGGGGAAGACGCCCAUCAAUGUCUUCCUAGGAGUUCCCUUCUCCAGACCUCCUGUGGGUGCCCGCAGAUUCACUGCCCCAGAACCCCCAGAGCCCUGGAAAGGAAUCAGAGAUGCUACCACCUACGCCCCUGUGUGCCUCCAGGAGUCCUGGGGGCAGGUCACCUCCAUCUAUUUCAACACACACAAGCAAUAUAAAUGGCUGCACUUCAAUGAGGACUGUCUGUACCUGAAUGUGCACGCGCCAGUGCGAGCGCGCGGGGACCCUCUGCAGCCUGUGAUGAUCUGGUUCCCAGGAGGCGCCUUCCUCGUGGGUUCCGCUUCCACGUACGAUGGCUCCGAAUUGGCUGCCCGGGAGAAAGUGGUGGUCGUGGUUCUGCAGCACAGGCUCGGCAUCUUGGGCUUCUUCAGCACUGGGGACAGCCAAGCGCGGGGGAACUGGGCGCUGCUGGACCAGAUUGCGGCUCUGCGCUGGGUGCAGAAGAACAUCGAAGCCUUCGGCGGAGACCCAGGCUGCGUGACUUUAUUCGGCCAGUCAUCAGGGGCCAUGUGCAUCUCGGGAUUGAUGACAUCACCCCUAGCCCGGGGUCUCUUCCAUCGGGCCAUUUCCCAGAGUGGCACUGCAGUAUUCCAGAUCUUCAUCACUCCUGAUCCACUGAAGGUGGCCAAGAAGAUUGCCCAGCUGGCAGGCUGCAAUCACAACAGCACAAAGAUUCUGGUAGACUGCCUGAGAACACUAUCAGGGGCUGAGGUGAUGCGUGUUUCCCAGAAGAUGAGAUUCUUCAAACUGCACUCCCAGGAAGACCCUCAAAAGAUUGUGUGGUUCAUGAGCCCCGUGGUGGACGGUGUAGUGUUCCAAGACAACCCUAUUGUGCUCCUGACUCAGGGGCAGGUUGCACCUGUGCCUUACCUUUUGGGUGUCAACAGUCUGGAGUUCAACUGGCUCUUGCCUUUUAUCAUGAAGUUUCCGAUGAGCCAUCUGAGGAAAGAAACCAUCAGCAAGCUGCUCUGGAGUACCAGCACCCUGUUGAAUGUCACCAAGGAGCAGUUGCCACUGGUGAUGGAAGAGUACCUGAGUGAUGUGGAUGGUCAUGACCAGAAGAUGCUACAGGAACGUGUGAUGGACCUAGCUGAGGAUGCUACCUUUGUGUACUCCACACUGCAGGCUGCCCGCUACCACCGCAAUGCUGGCUUCCCUGUCUACCUGUACGAGUUUGAGCACUAUGCUCCUGGCACUAUCGUAAAACCCCGCACUGAUGGGGCAGACCAUGGAGAUGAGAUCGGCUUCAUCUUCGGAAGUCCCUUCUCCAAAGGCCAUUCCUCAAGCAAGGAAAAGGCACUGAGUCUCCAGAUGAUGAAAUACUGGGCCAACUUUGCUCGCUCAGGGGAGCUUUCUGAAAUAUCAUUUGACCAAGUCACCCACUUAAAACUUCAUGGCUUCCCUUUGUUCCCAGAAACCCCAAUGGUGGGAAGCUGCCCUACUGGCCACGCUACAACGAGGAUGAGAAGUACCUGCAGCUGGAUUUAACCACAAGGGUGGGUGUGAUGCUCAAGGAGGAGAAGAUGGCGUUUUGGAAGAAGCUGCACCAGAAUUAAGGACCUGAAAAGCAAGGCAAUUCUGAGGACAGCUCUGCAGGAGGGAGCCUUAGGGAUUGUCCCACCAUGCAGGCCUUGGGAAGACUGGCCUUGGACAUAUCUGGGACAAGCAUCGGCCCUCCCCAGUCCAGGUCCUGCAGAGGGUCCCUAUUCCUUCCAUGACAGAGCCUUAGCCUGUUUGGGGCCCAGAAGCACCCUCUUCAGCCUGACAUCCCAUGAUGUCCAGCUAUCUCACUGACCAUUGGAUUAGUCCAGGCCCUUUCUGCCAGAUUCUGCCCAGCUACCCAGACUCAGAACAAAUGCUUCUCUUCCUUCUCCAAAUUCUCCCACCCAUCAAGGUCAGCUUCAAGCUACUUCUUAUGGGAAGCCCACUCAGAUUGCCACUGCCCCACCAUUGCAAACAGUUUGCCAUUCAUCCUGCUCAACCUUAUGCCUUUUCACAUUGGACUGAGGCCUUGGGCAGGUUAUAUGUUAUAAGGAGUGAUGCUUUGACAGCUGGGGAUCUUCUCCCCUUUCCAUACGGAUUUUUCCCAGGGCCCCUUCAAAGCCUGGCCACAGAGACAGUCCUUAAUAAAGACACGUUGACUUGCCCUGAAUUUUUGUCCAUCUGUGAAACAGUUGAGUGAAGCAGAUGGUUUCUUGAUUUGAGUCCUUGGAGGGAGGGAGCACUACUGGCUUCUCUCUGCUGGGCUGAGCCUGCGCUGCUCACUCAGUCAAGGAGAGCUGCUGCAAAGUUGCCUGGGCUGCAGAACACCUGGCUUUUUUUUUCACUGUCUCGAGUGCACCUCUCAAGACAUCCACACUCCAUGCUCACUUGUCUACUGGGUGAGGUCUUGGUGCUGCAUCCAGACUCCUCACUCUCUGGUUUCUCUUGCAACCUGGGCAUACCUUCACUUUGUUUUAUUUGGGAAUUUUUUGUGGAUUUUUUUGUUUUUGGAAAAUAUAUACAACAUGCAAUUUACCAUUU
Molecule: messenger RNA, 2829 nt
Organism: Capra hircus (goat)
Lineage: Eukaryota; Metazoa; Chordata; Mammalia; Artiodactyla; Bovidae
Gene: CES4A
Product: carboxylesterase 4A
Exons: 15
Coding region: 142-1794 (550 amino acids)
Source: RefSeq, a predicted model, not a curated record